Phascolarctos cinereus (koala) is the source of this 2247-nucleotide messenger RNA. NCBI's taxonomy places the organism in Eukaryota, Metazoa, Chordata, Mammalia, Diprotodontia, Phascolarctidae. The record is from RefSeq and is a predicted model, not a curated record.
CUGAGAUUUCUCUGCUUUCUUCCCUUGAAGCUGAACUAUUUUUUCCUUCCCUGGAGCUGAGAUCUCUCCACCUUCUACCCUCAGGUCUGGGAUCUCCCUGCCUUCCUCCCUCACAGCUGAGGUCACCGCUGCCUUCUCUUGGACCUAAGAUCUCUGCUUUCUGGACACCAGCUCUGUGGGGCAGAUCCCAAGGAGGUCUGAGCCAGCCCCUCACAGAUCUGCUGCCUCUGAAGGCCAUUGGAUCUCAUCCUCCUCCUCUGACUACGUGGUUGCAGUCCCUGCUCUGAGGGCAGGAUUUUACCCUCUGUAAAUCUCUGUACACCAGCCUGCUGUCCCAAGAAGGCCAGGGAAAGACCUCUGCCUCUCUGGGAUCCUUCAGCCUCCCCAGCUCAGUGUGCAGAGGACCAAGGCCUGACCCAGCAGGGAGCCUGCAGCCAGAGGGAUGGCCCCUGGGAGCAGCAGACCCCCAGCCCAGGAGCUGGUGACAUUCCAGGAUGUGGCUGUGGACUUCACCCAGGAGGAGUGGGGCCUCUUGGACCAUCCUCAGAAGGAGUUGUACAAGGAGGUCAUGCUGGAGAAUGCCCAGAACCUGCUCUCCCUGGAAAGAGAGAUUAGACCUGAAAUGAAAGAGACUACUGCAAAGCUAAGCAUUUCUGUAAAAGAAACUCACCAGGAAAACUUUAUGAGUGAUGGUUCCUGUGACUUCACUGGGAGACAAAUACGUGCUGUACUUCACAGAAUCCACACAGGAAAGAAAUGUUACAAUAGCCAUUAUUGUAGGAAAGAGCCUAGUCAAAAGGCAUCCCUUAUUUACCAUCAAAAAAUUAAUACUAGAGAGAAACCACAUGAUGGUCAAGAAUGUGGUGAAGCUUUUAGUGAAUGUUCAUCCUUCAUUAUACAUCAGAGAAUUCACACUGGCAGGAAAUCCUAUGAAUGUAAUCAAUGUGGAAACACUUUUAGAAGAAGGGUUUCAUCUUGGUAAACAUCAGGGAAUCCACACUGGAGAGAAACCUUUUGAUUGUAAUCAAUGUGGAAAGACUUUCAGACUGAACUCCUUACUUGCUCUACAUCAGAAAAUCCACACUGGAGAGAAACUUUAUCACUGUGAUCAGUGUGGAAAGGCUUUCACACAGGGCUCCAGUCUUGCUGCAUAUUACAGAAUCCACACCAGAGUGAAAUGGUAUGAACCAAUGGAAAAGCUUUCAGAAUGAACUCCAAACUUACUGUACUUCAGAGAUCCAUACUGGAGACAAAACUUAUGAGUGUUUGGAAAUGUGAUAAAAUUUUUAUGUAUACCAUCUCCUUAGCAAACACAUCUGAUCAAUGAAAAGUAUGAGAGACAUAAUUUCUCAGUAAUGGUUUCAUUAAUUAUAGCUAGUGAAUAUUUAAUAACAUGAUGAUCAUUUAGCUAUCUUUUGUAAACCAAAGCUGAAUCAUGGGGCUUAUGAACACUUAUAUGACCUUAGAUAAGUGGGAGUUACCAACAGGUAUAAAUCAAUUCUAUGAAACUAAUGAAAUUCCAUCUAGAGUAAUAUGUAUAGCAGUUAUACCUUUGACCCAACUCAGGCUCAACAGACUCCAGCUUUGAUUCAAAAUGGCACUCCUUCAUUGAGUAGAAUUGAUAUUAUCAGAUCUUGGAAUGCAGAAAGUAAGAGAAUGGCUCCAAUCUCCAUGAUGUGGGGACUCAUUCAUGGUAAUUCAACAUGCAUUGAUUAUGUGCUAAGUUCUGGGGUACAAAACAAGGUGAAACAGCCCCUUCCCUCAAGGAGCUCACAUUCUAAAGCAUUUCAUCAAGUAAGUCAACAAACAUUUGUUAAGCACCUGGUUUGGUCUAAGUAACUACUAGGCUCUUGGGGAUUCCGAGAAUGGAGAAAGAAAGGAGAGAAUUUGCAAACCACUACAUACACACACCCACACCCAUACAUACAUACAUACUUACUAAGAGAUAUAGUGGUUAUAGUUCACAGGAAGACCUGAGCUCAAAGCUGGACUCUAAUACUAGUUAGUUUGCCUUUGUUUUCUUUACUGUAAAAUUGUGGUAAUAGGGCCUGCACAGCAGGGUUGUUGGGAUCUGAUGAGGUAUUAUUUAUAAAGUGCUUGUGCCUGGCACAAAAUUAAAAAUUGUUUGUUUCCUUGUUUCCUACUGUCAACCUGAAAGUGGUUAAAGAGGCAACAAGCUAGGUGAUGAUUAAAUUCAUAUUGUUUGUUCCCUUAAGUUAGUAACAUGUACAUGGAGCCAGAGCUUUA